UAAUAUCUUCGGUCCCUUAGCCAUUAAGCAUAUAUUUUUACCGAAUAAAAGGCAAAAGGAGGGGGAAAAAACCAGUAAGUCUAUUGAUUAUCAACGCUUGUUUCUCAAUCGAUCAUGACGGGAAAAGCCAAGCCGAAGAAGCACACAGCCAAGGAAAUCGCAGCCAAGAUCGACGUCGCCACAACCAACCGAGGAGGAGGCAAGGCCGGAUUAGCUGAUCGUUCGGGAGUGGAGAAGGGUGGACAUGCUAAGUUCGAGUGUCCCCAUUGCAAAAUAACGGCCCCAGGUGUGAAGUCGAUGCAGGUGCACCAUGAAUCCAAGCACCCUAAGAUUCCCUUUGAAGAGUCGAAGCUUGUGGAUCUUCAUGCUACUCAUGUCGCCGAUUCUUCCAAGCCUCGUCCCGGUGUUAGGGGUAGCUUGAAGAAGUGAGCUUUAUUAAUAAAAUUAGACCAUUUUCUUUAAGAUUUCGUGCUUCUGGGUUGUCUUGAAAUCUGGGUUUGUCUUCUUUAGUAGUAUGUUUGGAUAAAAAAAAGCUGGAUUAGCUUUGUAAGGCGCCUCCCUUGACUAUGGAAAUGAUGGUGUAUAUUAACCAUCUUGAAUGCGAUGAUGGUGACUAUGUUACACCUUCUUUAUUUAAUUCUGAUGAAGUGUUUGUGG
This is a messenger RNA of Hibiscus syriacus, 657 nucleotides long. RefSeq names its product protein METHYLENE BLUE SENSITIVITY 1-like. The coding region runs from base 115 to 429 and encodes 104 amino acids. NCBI's taxonomy places the organism in Eukaryota, Viridiplantae, Streptophyta, Magnoliopsida, Malvales, Malvaceae. The record is from RefSeq and is a predicted model, not a curated record. The transcript has a single exon.